Molecule: messenger RNA, 1077 nt
Organism: Sphenostylis stenocarpa
Lineage: Eukaryota; Viridiplantae; Streptophyta; Magnoliopsida; Fabales; Fabaceae
Source: the annotation of a GenBank genome assembly
AUGGGAACAAACAGCGAGGAGCAUGGAGGAUCUGGGAUAAUUUAUCAUGAAAUGAUAGAAGAUGAAGCCAAGGACAUUCAGAAUGUUCCUGUAGGACCUAUACACAAAUUAAUAGCUGAGAAUACCAAGUCAAACAGUAUGGUUAUUAAGAAACCACAUAUGGUGAUUCCUCCUCAUAUCAUAGCAGAAGCCAUAUCAACUAUCCGUGAUAUUGACAUUAGAUGGUCAGGUCCAAUAACACAGAAAGAAAUGGAAUAUGUUGAACAGUACGUCUUGGCAAAGUACCCUGAAUAUGCUGGUCUAAUUGAAGGGGAAGGGAAUGGUAUAGACUUGUCUAGCUUUAUUAUCAAUGAGGAGCCUUCAGAACCCAUGUCAGAUGAUAGGAAAAAGUCGCCAAGAGGGACCUUUCGAGAACCUUUGUUUGGUAGUAAUCUCCCUGAAAUGGAUAGGACCCAGUUGGUGCCAUCAAGACUGCUGGAUAUUCUCACCAAAAAAUCCUCCUUUCCCGGAAGUUUCAUCUCAAUCCCAGAAAUCCAAGCUCAAAACAAGGUUUUGAAGCUUUGUGGGUUGCCUGAUGAUGAGUACCUGGUUCUCUUCACUCCAAGUUACAAGGAUGCAAUGAUGUUGGUUGGGGAGAGCUACCCUUUUGUUAAGGGAAACUACUACAUGACAAUUCUUGGGGAAGAGGAAGACUAUAUCAGGGAAUUUGCUUCUUUUAAGGAGUCAAAGGUGAUUCCGGCUCCCAAGACUUGGCUUGAUUUGAGGAUAAGAGGGUCUCAGCUAAGCCAAAAUUUUAGGAGGAAGUGUAAGGUUAGCCUGAAAGGCUUAUUUGCAUAUGAAGCAGAUGUGAAUGGGACAAACCACUGGGUCUCAGAGGCUCAUAGGAACUACUGGCAUGUUCUGCUUGAUGCCUCUGCAUUGGUGCUGGGAAAGGACAGGCUUUAUCUUGGCCUUCACAGGCCUGACUUCUUAAUCUGUUGCCUUGAUAACACUCAUUCCAAUCCUUCAAGAAUCACAUGUCUCUUAGUGAGAAAGAAAUCUUUUGACACCUUCACUGCUUCUUCUCUGGCCAAUUGA